Anisakis simplex (herring worm) is the source of this 1005-nucleotide messenger RNA. Lineage: Eukaryota; Metazoa; Nematoda; Chromadorea; Rhabditida; Anisakidae. The record is from the annotation of a GenBank genome assembly.
AUGGCCACUGCAUUGAAAGACUAUGAGAAUGGCGUGUAUAUGACGAACUUCACUGGCAAUCAACAGCGAUGGGAAGUGAUUCUCCGUGUUUUGUCGAAUAAAAUCACUGAAGAAAGAGGAGAUUCGCCGUUGCCACCGGCAGAAAUAGCUGAAAUAAUCUCUUCGACAUACUGCAAAAAGGACAUUACAUAUGGAAUGCGAGAAGGUGGCAUUAUCAAUGAUAAAUACGAGAUAUCGACAGCGUUGAGAGCUCACAAUCCGUGGUUAAACUGUGGGAUUGCUGAAAGCGAGUCUAUUUUUGUGGUUGCAAUUGAUGAUGGUUCUCCAAAUCUAAACGAAUUGUCAUAUCCGAACAGGGAUUUAUUUGUGCGAAUGACCGACUUUAGUACAACUGAAGUUGAUUAUUUAAAGAACAAAAUAACACUGACAUUAUGUGAUUGUGAGCCAACAUCUGAUGGACGUUUGCCCCUGGGAUGUACUUCAACCAACUCUGAACCUUCCAAUCCUCCGUCAUCCACGACUACCACUCCCCCGUCAUCCACGCCUACCACUCCCCCGUCAACCACGACUACCACUCCCCCGUCAACCACGACUUCCACUCCCCCGUCAACCACGACUACAACUCCCCCGUCAACCACGACCACUACUCGUCCCUCUACCCCAACCCCCACCCCAUCUCUCCCCGCUAUAACUACUGUGAUACAAUCGGUGACAGAUAAUUGGGGACUGGAUGAGAAGGAGGGAAAACUGCAACUUGUAGCCGUAUAUCCCCUUGAUGAUGGGAAGAUGGUUUUUCCUGACUUCACAGCGAAACGUGCAGAUUGGAUGUACUUAUUAAAGAACUUAAGUAGUGUGUCUGAAGAUGAAGAUGGUCUAGUGGAACCCAUCAAUGAUGAAGCAGGGAUUAAAAGAGCAUUGAGAAGGCUUUUUCCAUGGUUGCGUUGUGAGUUGGCCGCAGGUGGAGCUGGUUUCAUGGUUGCAGUUGAUGGAGGUUGGUUAUUUUGA